Messenger RNA from Octopus sinensis (East Asian common octopus), 4678 nucleotides. RefSeq names its product ankyrin repeat and IBR domain-containing protein 1. Gene Ontology annotation, molecular function: zinc ion binding; ubiquitin conjugating enzyme binding; ubiquitin protein ligase activity. The record is from RefSeq and is a predicted model, not a curated record. Gene Ontology annotation, biological process: positive regulation of proteasomal ubiquitin-dependent protein catabolic process; ubiquitin-dependent protein catabolic process; protein polyubiquitination. Lineage: Eukaryota; Metazoa; Mollusca; Cephalopoda; Octopoda; Octopodidae. Gene Ontology annotation, cellular component: ubiquitin ligase complex; cytoplasm. Bases 500 to 4288 code for a protein of 1262 amino acids. The transcript has 25 exons.
UAUUGUAUUGUCACUAUUGGGUCAUGACUGCAUUUGUAUAUUCAGACGUUGACUGAACAGCACUUCGCCUACGGCAACAUGUCUAUGCAAAGAAUAUGAUGUUUAAUUAUACAUGAGAACGGUGUUUCUGGCACAGACAAGAAGAAGCUUGACUAGAUAAAUACUUUACGAUAUCUGAUUUUUCGGGAUCGACUUUCGUCUCAGAUAGUGUAUCGAGCGAGUUCCUGUUGGAGCUGUUACUCGUAAUAUUGGAAUAGAAACACUCGCUCAUUUUUAUAGUGCUCCUGCUGCUGCUAUUUACAGUAGUGAACUGUACCAGUCUGGUGUACUUCUUAUUAUACAGCCAGCUGUUGUGGUCGAUGAGAGUUUGUUGUCCGGGACAAAGGUUUAUUGCCUCAAAGUAAUGGAAUACUUAUCAUAAUGACAGCUACACCUAAAUAUAACAAGAGGAGGUUUUAUUGCUUGCUAGAUAAGCAUACCUGACAUCUGUGGUGUGAAGAUGGGGAGCUCUUCAUCGAAAUUCCGGAAAUAUUUGCAGAAUGGCGAUGAAAUAGCUGCUCUAAAUGUAUAUAAUGGUAACAAUGAGUUUCGUAAAUCACUGGAUCCCAACAGUUCUUAUGGUGACUCUUGUAACCAUGAGACACCUGUCCAUUAUGCAUCAAGGCAUGGUAUGAGAACAUUACUACGGAUAUUUCUUCAUAAUCAUCACGGGAACCCCAAUAAGACGAAUUCUCGAAAAGAAACAGCUCUUCAUUAUGUGUGUCAAGAAAGAAACAGUCAGUACUAUACAGUACGCCAAAGACGGUGUGAUUGUUUGAACCUUAUCCUUCAGUGGAGGGGUGCUACUCUCAAGGAUGGUCAAACAGAAAAAGUGGAUCUAGCAGCCCAAGAUGAAAAACUGAAUACUGCUUUGCAUUACGCAUCUUCAUCAGGUCUGAAAAAUUGUGUUGAGUUACUUGUACAAAAUGGAUCUCCGUUAUUUAUAGAAAAUGUAGAUCAACUGACACCUUGUGAUAUUGCGGAAAAAAAUGGACAUGGAGACAUUGCUUUGUUUUUGGAAUCAAAAAUGGUGUUCUCUAAUGAAGGUUCCCAAGAGGAUCAUGAAGAGGUGGUUAUUCCUGUUAGUGAUACAGAGGAAUAUAGUGGUCUCCGUACUCAAGACUUACAAGAAGUAAAAGAUCAGCUGCUAGUUGAGACAGCUGAUAUGUUGAGUGUCCCACUCUUUACUGCUGAAGCUCUCCUUAGAAACCAUGAAUGGUCCCGAGAAACUUUAUUAGAAGCUUGGAUGACUGAUCCUUUCGCAUGCUGUGAAAAAUGCGGAGUAACUCCUCCACCAAGUCUGUACAGUGAUCAGCCAAUACUUCCAGAAACUCUCAACAGUCCAACCACUUCCGAACCACCAGAGCAAGACGCUAUUUGUGAUAUAUGUACCUGUACAUUUAUGAUGUCAGAAGAACCAGUUCAUAUGCCUUGUGAGCACCGAUUUUGUCGUUCUUGUUGGGAACAAUAUCUCAAUUUAAAAAUUCAAGAAGGUGAUGCUCAUCAUAUUACAUGCCCUGGUUAUGACUGCAGUCGACUUGUACCUGUUGAUGUGAUAGAAAACGUUGUGUCAAGACCCAUGGCCAGACGCUAUUUACAAUUUGAUAUAAAAGCUUUUGUUGAUAGCAAUCCUUCUAUGAAGUGGUGCCCUUACCCAGGUUGUGCUAGAGCAGUUCACCUACCAGAAAUUGAAAAUAACACAGGAUCUAAUUCGUUACUGUCUACCGUUAAAAUACCAGAAGAUACUUCUCGAGCUGUUGACUGCGGGAAUGGUCAUUAUUUCUGUUGGAAUUGUUUAGGUGAAGCCCAUGAACCUUGCUGCUGUGAUAACUGGAAACAAUGGCAUCAGAAAAUAGCAGAAAUCAAACCAGAGCAAUUCAUACCUUCCCACUACCACUUAACUGGUUACUUAGUGGAUCAGCAAAAGAGAUCAAUAGAAUAUGUACCAAACUUCAAGCAAAAGAUAAAUGGAACUGAAGUAGAAACUGAAGCUGCUGCCAACUGCUUAUGGCUAGUGACUAAUUCAAAGCCUUGCCCCAAUUGUAAAUCUCCCAUCCAGAAGAACGAAGGAUGUAACCAUAUGAAAUGUUCUAAAUGUAAAUAUGAUUUCUGCUGGGUCUGUUUGGAACAAUGGAAACGUCACAAUUCCAGUACUGGGGGCUAUUUUAAAUGUAACCGGUAUGAAGCUGUCAAGAAAGUUGAACAACAAACUCAGUUACUAUUAUCAGAGGCUCAAGCCAGGAAUACUCAAAUGCAAGAACUCAAUCGGUUUGUUCAUUUCUAUACUCGAUUUAAGAACCACGAAAAUAGCUACAAGCUUGAAGUACCACUCCUGAAUACUGCUAAAGAAAAAAUGAUGAAGUUAGCUGAAGCUGUGACUGAUCAUGUAUCUGCCAAAUUAGAGACCAAAUUUGUUGAAGAUGCGGUUCAUCAGUUGUUGAAAGCAAGAUGUGUUUUGAAGUGUUCUUAUGUCUAUGCAUACUAUUUGGAUGGCCCAGGCUACAAAAAAAUAGUGUUUGAAUGUAUGCAGACAGAGUUGGAAGAAUGUACUGAAAUUUUAUCUCAGAUAGUAAACCGUCUUUAUCUGCGGACUCCACGUAGAAGAAUAAUUGAACAAGCUCAUAUAGUUCAGCGUAAGAGACAUGAAUUUAUUGCUGCAAUUGUGAAAGGUUUGGUACCUCCUGAAACCCCACCAGCCAUGCGAAAACGCAAAAGAAAAAAAUAUAGUAUAGAUCUGGAAGAUGAAGAGCUACGUAAAGCUAUCUUGGCAUCUAUUCAAGAAGUUGAUCCUGCCAAUCCUUGGAUAAAAGAUGCUUCAGGUCGACACACCAAUGUCAUGGCUGUUCUGGACUGGCCAGAUUCAGACAGUGACAGUUCAGAAGCUGAUACAACUGGAACUUCACUGAAAUCUAUUGGGAAAUGUUCCCGUUCUGGCUGCAAUCGUCUUCAGGCUUUGAAUCCUCGGACUGGAAUCUUACAUGAUCACUGCAGUCUUCAUUGCUUGCAUUUGGAUCACCAGAAGAAUAAUAGCAAGCAACAAGAUGGCUUACCUGAAGUGUUCCUUGAUGAACAGAUGGAACUGUUAAGAGCACUAGAAAUGUCCAGAUUGCAGUACAUGAGAGAAACUGGACUUCUCAACAUUCCACAAGCAAAUUCUGAAAUUGAUAUCAACUCCUUAGAUGCCCAAGAUAAUGGUUUCUCCACUGCUGCUCCUAAUCCAGGCUUGAAUGAAUCUCAUGAUACCAAUAUGUCAGAACCAUUAACUACUAAUCAAACUGACCAAAAUUCUUCAAAUGAAUUCAGCCACCAACUUCAGACCAUGUUGUCCAAUAUUUUAAAUGAAGCUGUAGAACAAAUGCAGUCUAAUUCCUCUGAUGUGUGGGUUAAAAGAGAUUUGUCCAAAACAGAAAAUGUGGAUCCUGCAACACCAGUAAAAAGUCCUAGCAGCAAUGAGAACAUCCUUUCAAGAUCCUGUAAUUCCAAAAUGUCAUUACAAUCCGAAAUUGCAACUGAAGAACUCGAGCAACUCGGAGCUUAUGCAGGAGCCCAAACAAAACCACUACCCGUAUCACCCCCCUCCACUAACUCUUGUUUUGGUAUUAUAAAGGAUUUAUCAGUAACAAAUAUCCUUGCUACAGAUGAGGAUAAGACCAAUAGCUUUUUGAAUAAAGACUUCAGUUUUGGCAUUAAAAAAAAUGAAAUUAGCACCCAAUUUCAAGAUGCUUCAAUCUCUCAGAGUCGUUCAAAAUCUUUUGACAGUUCAACCGAGUUAAAUCAGUCAUUAGAUAUUUCAGCUAAUAACUGUUUAAAAAAAGUUGAAAUGACUGCUGACUGUAGUGAUGGAGAGAAUGAGAAGCCUACAGGUAAAUCAAACUUUGUUGAGAAAGCCCAAAAUACAGUAAAACAUUUCGACACAGAUUGUGUGUCUUUGUUAGAAAUAUCACAAAAUUUAUUACACAUGACUGAAUCAUUAUUCGAAAAUAGUGAACAAGAUAUUGCAGUUGAUUCAUCCACGGAAGGUCCUAAUGAAACCAACACAUUAAAAUCACCAGAAGCAAGUACCAGAGACUUAACUGUUAAUGAUCUAAACACAGUGAGGAAUGGUAAUGAAGAUCAGGUGGAAGAAGGUUAUGGUAACCAAUGCACUGCUUCCUGUGAUCCAGCAGUGAGCCAAGAGGUAACUACAAGACCAAAUAACACUACCAAAGACCACAAUGAGGAAAGCAAUGGCCAAUAUUUUUCUGUUUAAUGUAUUUCUUUGAGAGGAAAAAAAAAAAAGAACAAAAAACAUGCCUAGCAUUGAAAUUGGUGAAUGGGUUCUAUAGAGUAUGGAAAUUUAGAAUGUAAUGCUUUUGAAAAUAAUAUUGCAUGUGGCCUGCAUUUCUUUAUUUUGAAAAAUGGUUUUUAAUGGUUGUAGAAGGCAUUCAUGUCGGUAAACUUAAAAACAUUUACCUCAAUUGUGAUUUUUGUAUUGUUGAUAUAUCAAAACUUGUUGUGUACAAACAAACCCUAUAUAUAUGUUUCAAAUUUGAUGAGAAUCUAGACUGCAAUAUACCACCUAUUUUGAUACCAGCCUCUGUUUCUAUGGUCAUUCAUAUUUUUGCAUUUUGGUGAAGAAAUAAAACUAUCUCUCAUUAUU